GAAAAUCCUUGCCGUUUUUUGUUGUGGCCACGUUUCCGUGGCAACCGCACGUGAAAUCGGCCGCCUUCUCCGGACGGUAACAUAGCUCUGUUUGUGAAUCAAAGUGAAUGGAAAAAAUGUUCUUAUUUGUGCAUUUAAAGGAGUGAAAUAUAUUUUAUUCGUAUCAAAAGUGGUUUGCGCGAAAUUACACAAGCGAUUUGGUUCACUUUCAAACUGAACUCUGAAUUGAAGAAAACGAACGUUAGUGUUUGAAUUUCAAGAUAAGAUGACAUUCGGGGCCCGGGCUCUUGCUCACAACAAAGCCGGCCGCGAUAAAUCAGCUGUUCGGUCCUCCGUCCGCCGUGAUCUUCGUCUCCCGGGAUUCCGUGUUUUGUGCGUGCGUCGUGAGUGUUGGCAACACGUGUUUAGUUUAAAGUGCAGGUGAAUGUGCAGUUAAGCAAGUGAUUUCCGUUUCUGCAGAAGUUCCAUUUCCCGGUGCAGUCCCAAAAUCAACGCUCAUUGGUGUCGAUAACAAAAGUUUCGAAAAUGUUGCGAUUGUCAUCAAUCAUUCGACAAUCAGUGCGAUGCGUCGAUUCCCUGCUGGGUGUGCGGUCAAUCAGCACAUUCCUGAUUGACAUUUCUUCGGAAGUGCAGAAUGCAUUAAAGUUCACACCACAUCGUGUGGUAGCCCUUGAAUCCACCAUCAUAACUCACGGUAUGCCGUAUCCACAAAAUCUAGAUACUGCCCUUGCCGUAGAAGAUAUCGUCCGCCAAGAGGGAGCAAUACCGGCCACCAUUGCUAUUAUGGAUGGCAGAAUAAAAGUAGGCCUUGGUGCAGAUCAACUCCACUCAUUAGCCAAGGCUGAUCGGGAUGAAACGAUCAAAACUUCUCGUCGGGACAUGGCCUAUGUUGUAGCAUCCGGUCGGCAGGGUGGAACGACGGUAGCGGGUACCUUGCUUAUAGCCAACUCUGUCGGCAUACGCAUAUUUGCAACCGGUGGUAUCGGUGGCGUACACCGUGACGUCGCGGAAACUAUGGAUAUAUCGGCCGAUCUGAUCGAGCUAGGUCGAUGCCCAGUGACAGUAGUUUGUAGUGGCGUCAAAUCCAUUUUAGACAUACCGAGAACGCUGGAAUAUUUGGAAACGAAUGGUGUGUUCGUGAGCACUUUCGGAUGCGAAAACCACGAGUUUCCAGCAUUCUACACGCGAUCCAGUGGCUCGAAGGCACCGUACAAUUUUAACGAUGCCAUAGAGGCAGCCAAAGUGCUACACGUAAAUCGUGAACUUGGGCUCCUUUCGGGCAUGCUCAUUGGUGUGCCAAUACCGGAACAAUGCGCAUUGAAUCGUAGCGAAAUGGAUGCUGCUAUCAAGCAAGCACUUCAGAAAAGUAAACAAAAUGGUAUUCAUGGGAAGGAGGCAACACCUUUCAUACUGGCAGCGGUAUCACAACUGACGAAAGGGAAAAGUCUCGAGGCUAAUAUGGCUUUGAUAAAAAACAAUGCUCGAGUGGCGGCAAAAAUUGCGGUGGAACUUGAUCGGCUUCAGUUCCACCAGCAUGAUUCAGGAUCGGGCAACAACACAAACCAGGCUUCAGAAACUGAAAACAUCAAUCGUACUCCGCUAUGCAUCGGCGGUUCGGUGAUCGACAUUUCCUUGACUGUCUUGGAAGAUAGCUUUGAGCUAAAUGGCGGUACAUAUCAUGCAGAACAGUACUCAUCGGCCGGGGGUGUUGCACGAAAUAUUGCCGAAGCGAUCUACAAGAUGUAUGGCAACGUUCAUCUGAUUACAGCUGUAGGCAAUGAUCGGAACGGAGAGUACAUCCGGCAGCUGCUGCCGGAGCAAUGCGAUUCUUCAAUAAUCAAAACGAACGACUAUGCCACAUGCAAUUUCUCCUUGCUGCAUGAUCGGCAAGGGGACUGUCGGAUUAUUGUUGGAGACAUGAACGCCAUUCAGGCGAUUGAUCCGGAAUGGAUAAAAAAGAAUGUUCAUCUGCUUCAACAAUCCCCACUCACGAUUAUAGAUGCCAAUAUCAGUGAAGCAGUUAUGCAAACCAUUUUCCGCGAGUGCCUACGCUACAACCGACCAGGUAAGUUAAAUAACAGACAGGAUAGCCCCAUCUUCCAUUAA
This is a messenger RNA of Anopheles darlingi, 2106 nucleotides long. Its product is annotated as pseudouridine-5'-phosphate glycosidase. NCBI's taxonomy places the organism in Eukaryota, Metazoa, Arthropoda, Insecta, Diptera, Culicidae. The transcript has 10 exons. Gene Ontology annotation, molecular function: pseudouridylate synthase activity. The record is from RefSeq and is a predicted model, not a curated record. The coding region runs from base 526 to 2106 and encodes 526 amino acids.